Molecule: messenger RNA, 5170 nt
Organism: Paramecium primaurelia
Lineage: Eukaryota; Ciliophora; Oligohymenophorea; Peniculida; Parameciidae
Source: the annotation of a GenBank genome assembly
AUGAUUAAUUCAGAAUUUACCCAAAAAUUUGGCCAUAAUUAUAAAAUAAUUUAGUUACUUAUAAUUUGUGUUUAAAAACCCUUCUAACUCACAAUUAUAUAUCUAAUGAAAUUGUUGAUUAACUAUUAUUCAAGAUUUUUGAUAUGUUUAUAAAUAAAUAUAAUAAAUUUAGGAUUAAUGAAAUAUUUUUCUAAGCUUAUAUCCUUCUUUUUAACUAUUGGGUGUAAUACAGAAAGAAGAAAAGCAUAAAUUGAUUAUGGCAAUUUGAGUAUGAUUGUCUUUUAUUUUAUCUAAUUGCUUGGUUACCUAUAUAGUUAAUUUGAAAGCAAAUCCAUCGUAUUUUAUGAGAAUGAUUAUUUGGCUCAAAUAGGAUAAUAUUCCUCUAUCCCAUUUAUGAUGAUAGUAAUACAUUAUGACCCAUUUACAAAGGUUAUUUACUAUUGUAUUUUUGGAACAAUGUGUUCUAUUUAUGCAGGAAUAAUUUUUUAAAUUGCAUUCAAAGUAUUAUUGAUAAUUCUAUACUAGCCAUUUGCUACAAAUAAUUUUGUUAAUAGAUUUAUAAGAUUUUAUUUUAAGAACUUUUAAUGGUAUUUCUUAACACCUUUUCAUGAAUGUAUGAUUGGAGUAUUGACUUGUGGUCGUUUAGCAUAUUUGGCUUAACAUGGUAAUCUAGACCCAAAAGAAUGUUUUUCUUUAAUUUCAUCACACUUUUUAGUGAUUAGUAUUAUAGGGUAAGUACUCGUUAUCCUUUCAGGUUUUUUAUCUUUAUACUGUUUUAGAAAUUAUGAAUUUGUCUAAGGAGAUUUGAUGAGAAAAUUUAGUUACUUUAAUUUGUUAACAAUAUUAUUACAUAUGGCAUUAUAAAUGUCAUCUUUUUGGAAGGAAAUGUAUGAUAACUUUAAUUUAGUAAUUCAUUCAAUAUUCAAUCUAAUUAUUAUAGUUAUUGCAUUAGAUACAUAUUUUAAUAUACCUUUUGGAUUUUAAUAAGAAACUGUCUUUUUUAGUAAAUGUUUGUGGUGUGCAUGGUUUUUUGAAAUUUUAGUAGCUGUAUGGAUAUUUUCUGAUUUAAAUGAUGGUCAUAUAUUCUUAACAUUUUGCAUUUGUGUUCCUGUAAUUCUUAUAUCUAUUUUAGUUGAUAUUUGGAAUCAAUCAAGCACUCUAUGAUAAUUAUAUUGAUAAAGAAUGUUAAAUAUUUUUUAAAUCAAAAACUAUUAAAAAUAGUGAACAUCCAUUAGAAUUUAUUUGUUAAUUAUGUCAUUUAGAGAGUAUUCAUUAAAAAGAUUAUUAUUUAUUAUUAAAAUAUUUAGGGAUUCAUUGUUAAAAUUGUAAUGAUUUAUCUUGUCCUUGUAAAUAAAAAUUAAAUAAAUUUAUUUUUGGAUAAAACUAACUUAACACAUAAUAAAUUUAUAUUUGGGUAUAACAUUAAUUUUAAAAAAUAAUUAAAUCAAUUUUAUAAAAUCCUAAUUAAUUUUAAUACUUUGAAUAACUUACAAUUAAAUUUGUUACUUUCUUAUAAAGAUAUAGAGAAAAUUCAGUUUUAUCAUAUAAAAUUAUAUAAGAUGUUGUUUAUACAUUAAAAAAAAUGAAAUCAGGUAAUAUGCCUUAAUUCUUUUUAAAUUUAAUUAAUUAAAUCCAACAUUUAAAUAAAAUUGAAAUUGAAAAUCAUAAUAGAGCAGGUAUAUAAAUUGGAUCUUUAGAAUUUAGAACUUUAUAAGAUUUUAAUUUAUUUUAUAAUUUUGAAGAAGAAAUUGUUAAAAAAACUAUUGAAUUGUUACUUUGUUAAAAAUAAUUAUGGUUAUAAAAAAUGAAUCAUUUUAUUUCUUAUGAUAAAAUUAUUGAAUUUUCAUAAUAAAUAAGAAAUAAAACUGAAAUAUUGAAAAAAGAAUUUCUAAACUUUUAAAGUUAAAGAGAAAUUCCAGCAAUUGAUUCUAUUUUAAUAUUAAAAAUAAAAUUAGUAGUUACAUUAGUUUGUAUGGAAGAUAUUAAUAGUUGUUUAAAGAUAGCUUAAUAAAUUGAGUGUUAAAUAAAGGAACAAACAAAUUCUAAAAGUUCAUAAUUCAACAAUUUAUAAUUUUUAAAUGGGUAAGCUUUAUCAAUAAUAUCUAAUGUAUAAUCUUAAACUUUAGGAUAUAUUACUUAAAAUAUAAAUGAUUAAUUUUGUGAAUUUUUUGGAUAUUAAAAUCUAAAUAUUCCAUUAACUAAAAUAGAAUAAUUGUUACCAAUUAAACUUGGUAGAAUACAUAAUGGUUUGAUUGAAUCUUAUUUAUAAUUAGGAAAGACAAAUAGAUUAUAUGCAAAUUCUGAAUAAUUUAUUUUAAAUUCAGAUAAUUUGAUUGAAAAAGUUAAUAUAUGUCUUACUGCAUUAUUUCCAUAUUCAAAUGAUUAAUAUUAAUUUUGGAUUAUAGGACAUUUAUUAAAAAUGGUAAAGUAUGAAAGAAGAGAAAUUGAUUUAAAUAAAAGAGGAUAUAUUUUGGUUGAUUCUGAUUUUCUAAUUUUUGGAAUAACAAGAAACAUAUAUGAAAGAAUUAAUUAUAAAUAUUAUUACAAAAAUAAUACAAAUUUAGAUUUGAUUAUGCCUGAAGAACUAUAUGAAUAAGUUGCUAUAUAAGAAUUAAUUCCAUCUUUAUCUUAAAUAUUAGAAGAAUAUUAUAGAUUAUUAACUAUAAGAAAUAAAAAAAGAAUAUUUAAAUAGGAUAUAAUUUGUUAAAGAGAAAUAGGAGUACUUUCAAUAAUAUCUUAAAAAAGAAAUUAAUUUAAAACAUCUUAAUCAUUAACAACAAAAAAAUAUACAAAUAAAUAAAUGAUGAAUACUUUAAAAGAUAUUAAUACUAGUAUAUCUAAUAUUAAAUCUACAUUUUCCAAAUUAUAUCCUAUUGAAUAUAGUGUUGUUUAAAGAGUAUUAUCUUAUUUAGAGAAAGAUUAAACUUGUGAAUUUCUAUAUUUUGUAAUAGAAAUUGAUUUUUUAGAAGAUCCAAAAGUAAAUGCAUCUCCAUCAUAAUAAUUGGCUAAAACACCAGGACUUUCUGAUAUUUUAAGAAUAUAAUAAGCAACUUUAGAAUAGAUUAGACCUAAUUAAAGUAAUAUUAUACUCUCGAAUGAUGGUGAAGAUUAAAAUGAAUAGAUAGAAUUAGUAGCUGAAAUGACUAAUACUGCUACAAAACAUAGUUCAAAUGAAAUUAAUGAGUAAUUAGAGAAAAUAAUUGUUUAUAUUAAUGAUACAAUAAUACCAUAAACAAUAAAAAAUUUAAUAGCUAAUUUUCUAAUUUAAAUAGUUGUAUUAAUAAUAAUAAUAAUUUUAAUAUCUAAUUUAUUUUCAAAUAAAAAGAAUCUUUAAUCAGAUUGCAUAGAAUAAAUAACAGCUGAUUUAAAUUUUUUGGAUGCAUAUAGUUAAACUAUGUCAGGUUCUCGACAUGUAAUAUAUUAUAGAGAUUUUUAUCCAAUAUAAAAUGAUACAAUAAUUCCAUUUAAUAAUAAUGAUGAAAUAAAUAUUAGUAGAUAUGAUAAGAUAUAUAUGGCUUGGUAACAUAUAGCAAAAGGAAGUGUUAGACUUAACAAUAUGUAUUCAAAUUAUAAAAAAAUUGCUAUGAAAAGUGAUAUAAAAAGUAUUACUAUAUAUUUUAUAAAUUUUGAUUUGGAGAGCAAAAUAUCUUAAACAGUAUAAGAUUAUUCUACUUAUUAUUAAAUUAUGCAUUAAACUUUUUUUAUGUCUUAUUAAUCAUUUGCAUCAUCGCCAUAAACAUAUUUAUCAGGGAGAAAUGAUACAUAUAUGACUUAAAUUGCAAGAUCAUAAGUUUAUUAUAAUUUUUUUGAUGUAAGUGAAAGUGCUAAUAUAACUCUAGAAGAUUGUCAUAUUUAUAAUUAUGAAAUGAAUGAUCAUUUUGAUAAAAUAGUUAAUUAUUAUUUUGUUGGAUUAUAUUUAAUUAUUAGUUUGUAAUUAACAGCUUUGAUUAUUAAUUAUUAUAAAGUAGUUCAUACUAUUAAACUCUAUCUUAAAUUAUUUAAAAUGUGUGAUAAGGAUGAUUGUAUUUAAAUAAUACAUUAAUGUGAUUAAUUAAUAAGUAUGAUAUCAUAUAAUAGAAUCUUUUUAAGAUAAAAAGAUUAUAAAAUAAUAUUGAAUAUGCCUAAAUUCAUAUUAGAUGAUGUUAAAAAAAGUUCAAAUAAAGCUACAGUUGUAUUUGUUAAAAAAAAAAGAAUAAAUUAAAGAGAAAUCUAAGAAAAUUCUAAAUAUUCAAACUAUUGUUCUAUUUUUGUUAUUGUUUUAGUCUCAUUAUUUAUAAUCUCUUAUAUUUUAGCGUUUCAUCUAUAUUAUCUUUAAAUAACAAAAUCAAUUGGACCUAUUAGUAAUAGGGCAAUUUUAGCUUAAGAAAACAGAUUAAAUUUUAUUGUAGCUUCCAAUAGAUUUGAUUUAUUCUUGAUUAAAUAAUAUUUUGAAACUUAUGCAUUAAUUAAUAAAACUGAUCCUGGUCAUUAACUCAUGACCAGAAAUAUUUAAACUGAUACUUAAAUAUUAAAUUUAUUAUCUAUUGAUGAAGAAUUAAUUUUAAAAGAUAUCUCAAGAUUAAAGAUGAUAGAUUUUACAAGUUUAAUUCUUAAUGGAGAUCAAUAAAAUUCUGAACUCACUGAUGAAUAAUAAGAUUCACUUUUAGGUUAAGAUGUAUGCCUUUUAACUGGUUGUGAUAUGCAAAGUGAAUUGUUAUAUGAUAGACUAUAUUAAAAGUAAUUAGUUCCACUUUUUUAAACUGGAGUGAUCAAUCUAUAAUCUAAAGUAUUAUCUUUUGUUGAAGGAGCUUCUUAAUUAAUUUUUAAAAAUUAAUCUUACUUAGAAAGAGCUCUUGCAUUAGAAAGUAUAUUUGAUGAUAGUGAAUAUCUUAUUUAUAUGUUAUGGGGAAUUGAUAUUAUUUAAUUUCAAAUAAGCCAAUUUAGUAAAUACUUUUUAGAUAUAUCAUCAUAAACAAUAGAUACAUUAACAAAAGAUAAUUAAACAUUAAUUAUUUCUAUAGGAAUCUUAAUGUUUAUUUUUGUUUUAGUAUUUUAAAUACUAUUUGGAUAUUAUUAAUUCAAACGAUAUGUACUUUCCAAAGCAAUUAUCAAAUCUAUACCAUUACCCAUCUUAUUUUAAAGAAAUAUUCCAAAACAUUUAGAAAGCUUUCGAAGAAAAUACGAAAAAUGA